Messenger RNA from Coffea arabica (coffee), 2823 nucleotides. RefSeq names its product cysteine-rich receptor-like protein kinase 42. NCBI's taxonomy places the organism in Eukaryota, Viridiplantae, Streptophyta, Magnoliopsida, Gentianales, Rubiaceae. The record is from RefSeq and is a predicted model, not a curated record. Gene Ontology annotation, biological process: protein phosphorylation. Gene Ontology annotation, molecular function: protein kinase activity; ATP binding.
GAAAUUUAAUAAACUUCGAAAAAAGAAAAUUUUGUUUACUAGGCUGACUUGCUUUUAUUGACUUGCCUUUGCUUUCCUUCUUCAUUUAAAUGCUGUAGGAUUAUUUUCCACUUUGCUUUGCUUUGCUCUGCUCUUCGUUCUUCAUUUUGAAUGCGGUAGGAGUAUGCAGCAAAUGUUAUGAGACCUCGUGAUUAGAUUAAUUGUGUACUAGUGCAAUUAAUUAAACAUCUUUUAACUGCAAACCAAACUCUUUCUCGACGCCAUAAUCAUCAAACUAUCCAAGUUCAUCAACUACAUGCAGUUCUCGAGCGCAAAUUCUGUUUAUUUGGCUUCAGGGCUGAUCUUCGUCCUGAAAUUUUUCCCAUUCCUCUCAUUUGCUAAUCCUCAAUUUCACGAAGCUGGCCUGAUUUGUGGCCAGAAUAUAGCACCGAUAAACACCAGCUACAACAUUCCCCGUUCUUCUGAAGUGGUGGAAGAGAUAGAAUCUGAAGUGAUGGGCGAGAUAGAAUCUCUUGUGAUUAAAAACGGCUGGGGUCUUUAUGCAGGGAACAAGACAAAUAUAUCCUUCUAUGCCUUAGCCCAAUGUUACCAAGAUCUUGCUCCGGUUGAUUGCUAUUUUUGCUACCUAACGAGUCGAGGUAUUAGACAUGAAGCUUGCGGCCGUGCAGCAUCAGGUCGAGUUUAUAUGGACGGAUGUUUCCUGCGUUUUGACAACUACAACUUCUUUGAUGAAAGCGUUGAUACAACAAAAGGUAUAUCAAAUUGCAGCAGCCGAUCAGCUGGUGUUCUGAGUGUCGAAGAUGUAGAGAAUUUUGGAAAGAAUGUUGUAAAGUUGAUUGAUAAAGUAACUUCAGUUGCUUUGAAGAAUGGAGGGUUUGCUGUAAAGGGGUUGAAUGGAGUGUUUGGCUUGGCGCAGUGUUGGAAGACUUUAAGCGAACAAGGGUGUAAAGAAUGUUUAACAAAGGCAAGUCGAAAUGCUAUAGGGUGUUUGCCUAGCCGGGAAGGCCGUGGGAUGGAUGCUGGCUGUUAUUUGAGGUAUUCGACUGUGAAAUUCUAUAAUGACCCGCCUAAGACUAUUGCAGGACCCUCAACAUGGGGAAAAAGAGUGGCUAUAGGCUCGUCUGUUGUGGCCUUCUCUAUGCUCUCUCUUUUCGCUGCCUAUGCAUUCUACGCAAGAUUCAAAAAAUCCAUUCAAGAACAGAGAAAAUUAGCCCGAAUUUCACAUGCAUACAACAAGUCAUAUUUGUACUUCAAAUAUGAAAUCUUAGAGAAGGCAACAAACUAUUUCGAUCCCAGAAUGAAAAUAGGCCAAGGAGGAGCUGGUUCCGUAUAUAUAGGAACUCUUCCGGAUGGAAAAGUAAUUGCUGUAAAGAGGUUGUUCUUUAGUACCAGUCGAUGGGUUGAAGAGUUCUUCAAUGAGGUGGAUCUGAUCAAUGGAAUUCAGCACAAAAACCUCGUCAAGUUUUUGGGUUGUAGCAUUGAAGGUCCUGAGAGCUUGCUGGUUUACGAGUUUGUGCCCAACAAGAGCCUCGAUCACUACCUCUUUGAUGAAAACAGAAUUAAGAUUCUAAGUUGGAAGGAGCGAUUCCAAAUUAUAAUUGGAACAGCCGAAGGGAUAGCUUUUCUUCAUGGAGGAGCCGGGAUCAGAAUUGUCCACAGGGACAUAAAAAGCAGCAACGUGCUUCUUGAUGAGGAUUUUUCUCCUAAAGUUGCAGAUUUUGGAUUGGCUCGGCAUUUUGCCGAGGACAGAACUCACCUUAGCACUGAACUUGCAGGGACUUUAGGAUACAUGGCUCCUGAAUACCUUGUCAAAGGACAGCUCACGGAGAAGGCUGAUGUAUACAGUUUCGGCAUCUUGGUUCUUGAGAUCGUCUGUGGUAGAAAGCAUAAUUAUGCUUCCAAGGACGACUCUGGCUCACUUCUGCAAACGGUUUGGACGUUUUACCAAACGGAUAAACUCGAGGAAUUAGUCGAUCCUUGUUUGAAAGGGAAUUUUCCAGCGCUAGAGGCAUGGAAUGUGCUUAAAAUUGGGCUUUUGUGCGGUCAAGCUUCUGCUACUUCAAGACCAUCUAUGGUUGAAGUCGUUCAAAUGGUUACAGUUCCUAAUUGUGCCAUUCCUGAACCAAAUCAACCGCCAUUUCUAAAUUCUAACAGCAGUUUUCCGGCAGCCAAUCCCAGCAGGUCCUGAAGCUUUGAAGUUCUUCCCUUGCUUAGUUAUGUUGUUAAUGUUCAAAUUUCUGGGAUGUCAAAUGGGCUUUGUGAGUUCAGCAGACUCAGACAACGUCCAUUCUAAACAGGGACGUAAAAUCAAGCCAUGUGCUACAAGAAGAGAAAAGAAUUUUCACCUCAACGACAUUCGUCCAUUUUGAAUCCAAGCUGUUUUAGCCGAAAGCUUAGCCCACUAAAACUCCCAUAUGAAACGUGUGAAAACAACAAAAGCAAACGAAGACAUGCACAGCCACAGCACAGCCAGUGGAGUCAAAUCUAUAUAUGAAGCAUGUACAACAAAAGCACGGAGAACAGAGGGGAAGUCACCUUCAUAGUCCUUGACGUUUCAGAAUCCUUAGAAAGUCACUGGUUUAAUUACAUCGUAGGCAGGAACCUGUCGGUGCAAAGGGAACAGCACAUCUUUUUUUUACGGUACGUAAAUUUGAUAUGUACUGAUGAUGGAUUCGUGUGAACUAGAGCCCUUGUAAAAACAAAAAUUUGUGACAUAGAGCCAAGUCGAUUAAAUUUGUGACAUGGCCGGGGGAGUGGAGGUAUUAAAAUAGGUGAUUCUGAUAGAUUUGAGCCGAUUAAUACAAAUCACACUUCUGUUACUAA